AGAUCAGCAGAAGUUAAGUGACUAAUGUUUCGUAUCGUCUAAGAGAACAAGUGCCCGAGUCAUACCCAACUAUUUGGAAGUCACCAUACAAGCCCACCAUGUCUGACAGACUCAGUUCUCUCCCCCUGGAGAUAGUCCUUCAGAUUCUUUCGUACCUGCCUUUUGAGUCAGUGCUGGCUUUUGGGGAGACGUGUCACACCAAUCACCGAUCGCACAUUCUCUGCCUCCGAUGUCUACGACUGGGGGUCUUCGAGAAGCGAACCCAUUCCAUAAUAUCUUGUCUCCAGGCGGGCUGGAUCAAGGCAGAUCAAGUGGGGGAAGAACUGGGGGAAGCCUUUCCCGUCGAAAGGGAGGUCGGCUCUGAUUACACUAUCUCCAUUAUCCGGCCGAAAGUCAAGUCUAUAAAACAGACGCUGCCUUCUAAACUUCUAAGCAAGACGAAGGGCGCAAAACUCCGAUGUCCGAGGGAUCCAUCGAUGAUGCAGGAACACAUAGUUCGAACCCAGAACCGAAUCUUCUCUAGAGUAGUGAAUCGGUACGGGCCAUCACUCGUAAAGCUCGAGUUCAUGGCGUACGAUAUCGACAUCGAGAGCGCAAUGGCACUAGGUACCAGAUGCCAGUAUGGGUUGCGUCACCUGGCGCUUCGCUUUGAACAUCAGCACAUCAGAGAUGGCCAUAUCAAGCCGAGUACCUGGCGGUAUCCGGCUCCAUGCAGCAUUGCGUGGAACCUUCUCAUUGGAAUAGGACAGUACAAGCAUAUCGGUGUUUCCGGGUUGCAGACCUUGAUACUGGAGCGCACCGGCAUUACACCGUGGCAGUUGACGAUGCUCGUGAAGAAAAACCCUAAUCUUACAGUGUUGAAAUUGAAAACCUGCCAUGGUGCACAGCCAGAUUUCUUGAAUUGGUUGGGAGGCAUUGAACAAGAUCCGGACGACCCGGCAGAAACAGAUAACGGCUAUGCCCCGGGGGAUAGACUUGAGGUUCUCUGGUUGGAGAACUGCCACGAGAUUCUCACACAUCCUGUUGAUGACUAUGAGGACUUUGCAGACGAAGCUUGUGAUAGUGGCCUUGAAUGGGUGAGAGGCUUGAGGAAUCUGAAAUCCCUCUCCUUCAGCAAAUGCAUGAAUAUUCCGUCUGAGUAUGUUGAACGGGCAAACAAAUUAAUCUGGAAAAUCCCUGAUAUUACGUUGCCGUUCUAUAACUAUGAAGAAGAUACCCCUAUCGAGGUUGAUCCUACCUUUCUGUAGUUUUCUACUUGCCUGUCUGAUUCUGGCAUUUACGACGUGAUGAUGUCUCAUUUUGUAUUUGUUCCUUCCCUCAUUCAAUCACACAUACCCACUUCUUCCUAAGCAUUUCUCUCCCGGAGUCGUUGCAUUCAUGGUCACCCAGAACCACGGCGUUUCAUUCAGCAACAGCAUGGCUUUUGACGAUUGACAGAUAGAACCGUUCUUAUCUUUACCCUAAUGUAAUCAAUACUUGAUAUGUCUUUUCGUAUAUGUCACUAUUAUCGUCUCACUCUAUGGAAUAAACUUCAGU
Aspergillus pseudonomiae is the source of this 1536-nucleotide messenger RNA. Its product is annotated as F-box protein. The transcript has 2 exons. Bases 99 to 1247 code for a protein of 382 amino acids. The record is from RefSeq and is a predicted model, not a curated record. Lineage: Eukaryota; Fungi; Ascomycota; Eurotiomycetes; Eurotiales; Aspergillaceae. Gene Ontology annotation, molecular function: protein binding.